Messenger RNA from Exophiala bonariae, 1527 nucleotides. RefSeq lists its product as uncharacterized. The coding region runs from base 1 to 1527 and encodes 508 amino acids. The record is from RefSeq and is a predicted model, not a curated record. The transcript is spliced from 2 exons. NCBI's taxonomy places the organism in Eukaryota, Fungi, Ascomycota, Eurotiomycetes, Chaetothyriales, Herpotrichiellaceae.
AUGAUCAGCUUCAACUAUGCGAUCUGGUCGACACCUUUAGUCAUGCUACCCACGAAGUGGAAGCGGAUGGGCCGCGCCGCUUUGGCUACAAUUCUGAUUGUGCUCUUCUGCUUCAUUUUCCAGGGCUUAUGGACUUCUUUCAUCUUGAUGAUAGUGGGAGCCUUGUCUGCCUCCAAUGACAGUCCAACUCCAGCCAUCUCAAUCCCAGACGAACCCGGACAGAAACCCAGCUGUGAUGACCACAACUGGUCCGCUGCCAACGUAUGCUGGACUUUGCUUUCCAUCAUCGUACCUUACGUACUCAAGCCACGGGGUUCAUUGCAUUGUCUACAAGCCUACCGGGUGUGGCGAGUAUCGCCAAUCUUUGCGUUGGCCGAGACAAUUUCCAUUUGGAUUUGGAUCAUCCAAGGGCUCAUGGUCGGGAGGAGUAUGCGCGCUACUUGCACUGCCUUGCUCGCUGCGCGCGUUACCAUGUCGAGGCCACUCGGCGAUUUUGAAGGAUUCCCCCGGCCGCAGCGGAGCUACUGUGAAGCCAUGAUCCUCGACUUGCAGAUCAGACUGUGGAGGUAUGAGCCGCGAGUGAUGAGAUUCGUCAUCGGCGACUCCAUCGAUAUCGCAGAGCUGACAGCCAAUAAUGUCCAGCCCGAGCGUUCUCAACGAGAGUAUCAAGAUCGAGUUUGGAAUAACCGUCUUGCCGCACAAGAGAGUCUAGAAAGGUACUUGCCACACGACCUAGACUCGGCCAUCUACACCGAGAAAGACUUCUGGAUACGCGCCGUCGUCGAUGUCUUGAUGCUACUCCAGGUUGUCAAAUUGAGUGUCGUGGCGGGCGCUGGGUUCCUCCGGUUCAUUGGCUAUCUGUAUACCUUUUGCUUUUCGACGGUCGAGUUUCUAGAUAUCGUCUCUGGCUUCCCAGCGCCACCUCACGACUAUCAAACACUCGAGGCACGGAGUCUCUGGUCCCACUUGGUGUUUGGAUACGCCACGAUCUGGAUAUCCGAGACGACUCCCUGGGGCCUCUGGGGAAAGACGAUGGACCUCAACUUCUAUGUCUUCUGGUCGACCGCAUACAUUGCAAUGCUCAUGCACGCUAUGGGCAUUGGCUACUCGAUAUUUUUCAAAUCCAUAACAUUGGUAUCUGCUCUCACGUCUCCGUCCCAUCAUGGCAUCGGCAUCGUUAUCAACGGAUUCGUCUACGGUACUGACAUUGUACUGAUGUGGAUAACAAUCCCCACGGCGAUCGUCCUGUCGAUGUUGCCGAUCUGCGUAUUAUGGCUUCGCCGUAUUGUCACGAGAGCUUGGGAACGGGUCUCGUCUCAAUAUUCGAGCGGGACUACCAUCAGCCGGGACGAAGAAGGAACCCUCUUUGGGAUUGAGCUUGCGCUUCUCGUCCCAGGUUCGAUCGCAUUCUGGCAGUUCUUGUCAAUCGUCCUGGCCAUUGCCGGGGUCAACUAUCUGUCGAUCGUCGACAUCACAUAUCGCUGCUGGGAGACGACUAAACCUGGGUACUACGACCGGCUUGGAUGA